AUGCCGGCUCCAAUGGCAUCAAUAACCACAUUCAGGUUAAUUCGAUCUCAAAGAUUGAAUUAUUCUCCCUUGAAAUAUCGAAUUAGAAUUAAAAAUGGAGGUCUACAGCAGCUCAGGAUGUCGUCUUCCUUCCAGAAUUCACCGGCUGUUAAGGUUCUGUUGUCCCAUGGGACCUCCAAGAAACCCCUGACAAUAUCCACAGGGAAAUUAGCAAAAUUCGCUGAUGGCUGUGGGGUUGUGACCUUCGGGGAGACCUCAGUGAUGGCGACAUCAGUAAGUAAAACCCACUCCUCUGCUACGAGCUCCUUCCUCCCUCUGGUCGUUGAUUAUCGUCAGAAAGCUUCUGCAGCUGGUAGAAUUCCCACAAAUUUCCUUCGACGUGAAUUGGGCCCAACCGAACACGAAAUCCUCACCAGUCGACUCAUCGACAGAUCCCUACGUCCCUUAUUCCCUGAUUCCUACAACUUCGACACCCAGAUAAUGUGCAACAUCCUCGCCAUCGAUGGAGAGAAUGACUCAGAUGUCCUGGCAAUCAACGCAGCAUCAGCAGCUCUAGCCCUCUCAGACAUCCCCUGGAACGGUCCAGUGGGGGCUGUACGAGUUGGUCUACUGGGGAAUGAUGUCCUGAUCAAUCCAACACGUCAUGACAUCCACAAAAGUACUCUCAACCUCAUCGUCACUGCCACCCACCAGAAUCUCGUCAUCAUGUUGGACGGCUGUGCUAAAGCAAUUCUGGAGCAGGAUCUCAAGAAAGCGAUCAAGAUGGCGGUGAAGGAAUGUCAGGGUAUCAUCGCUGGUAUCUCUGAACUAUCGAAAACUCAUGGAAAGACGAAACGAACUCUUGGAGACGUCAGCAGAGUCAAUGAAGACCUGAAGACAGCAGUUCGAUCUCUUUCGGAGAUUAAAUUGCGAGACAUUUUCAUGGAUUACUCCCACGACAAAAUCUCCAGGGACACAGCUCUCAAUAACCUCAGGACCAAUGUCCUGGAGACCAUGAAGAGCAGUGUUCCAGAUCUGGAUUUACCAGCUGUUGUCGAAGCCUUUGGAAUGGUCUCCAAGGACAUCUUCAGGUCUCUGAUCUUCGAGAACGACGUGAGGUGCGAUGGGAGAAAGCUGACGGAUUUACGACAAAUUUCGUGUCAGGUCGACUUGUUCAAGCCUCUUCAUGGCUCUGCCUUGUUCCAGAGGGGCCAGACCCAGGUACUGUGCACUGUAACUCUGGACUCGUUGCAUAGUGCCCUGAAAAUGGAUACGGUGACGAUGCUGACGAGUGGAAUCAAGGAGAAGAAUUUUUUUCUUCAUUAUGAGUUUCCACCGUAUGCUACGAAGGAGACAGGAAGGACUGGGCCCAUUGGGAGGAGGGAGAUGGGACAUGGGGCCCUUGCAGAGAGGGGACUGAGGCCAGUGAUCCCUGAGGACUAUCCAUUCACUGUGAGACUGACCAGCGAAGUCCUGGAGAGCAAUGGAUCCUCCUCGAUGGCUUCUGUUUGUGGUGGGAGUCUGGCACUUCUGGAUGCUGGAGUGCCCAUUGCUACUCCAGCUGCUGGUGUUGCUAUUGGUCUUGUCACCAGGUAUGAUAGGGAGAGGAAGCAGAUUGAGGAUUACAGGAUACUGACUGAUCUCUUGGGAAUUGAAGAUUAUCUUGGUGAUAUGGAUUUCAAAAUAGCUGGCACGAAGAAGGGAAUCACAGCCCUUCAAGCAGACGUCAAAAUUCCUGGUCUUCCUCUGAAGAUCGUGAUGGAGAGCAUCAGUCAAGCUGUGACAGCGAAGAGUGAAAUUCUAGGGAAGAUGAACUCGGUGAUAUCAUCUCCACGAGUUGGUAAACAUAACAUGCCAGUUAACGCGACGAUUGAGGUGCCAGUCCACCAGCGAGGGAGAUUCCUGGGUAUUGGAGGAUCAAAUUUGAAGAAAAUCCUGGUGGAAACUGGAGUCACUAUUCACGCACAAGAGGAGAACGUCUACACUCUUUUUGCACCGAAUGAAACGGCGAUGGCUGAAGCCAAGGACAUGAUCAGCAAGAUUCUAGCUGAGGAAAAAGCCCCGGAGCUGGAGUUUGGGGGUAUUUACACAGCUAAAGUCGUGGAGAUUCGUGACUCUGGAGUCAUGGUCAUCCUCUAUCCAAAUAUGCAUCCAGCACUGCUCCAUAAUUCCCAGCUGGAUCAACGCCUGGUCACCCAUCCCAGUGCUCUCAACAUCGAAGUUGGUCAGGAACUCCAGGUGAAGUACUUCGGUCGUGAUCCAGCUUCUGGGAACAUGCGAUUAUCACGAAAGGUUCUCCAGGGAGCCAGUGGCAUCACAAAAAAUUACACCUCGUGAAAUAGGUUUCUUGUUCUGUAAAUAUUAACCUGUAAAACAAUUUUCUACCUCUGAAGUUGUCCUGGAGAUAAUAAAUGUAAAUAUUUUUAACGACUGGAGAUCCUGGAGGCCAAAUAAAAUAUCAAAUGGUUUCCUUUCCA
Diachasmimorpha longicaudata is the source of this 2456-nucleotide messenger RNA. It is a transcript of the gene PNPase, whose product is annotated as polyribonucleotide nucleotidyltransferase 1, mitochondrial. The coding region runs from base 1 to 2316 and encodes 771 amino acids. The record is from RefSeq and is a predicted model, not a curated record. Gene Ontology annotation, cellular component: cytosol; mitochondrion. Gene Ontology annotation, molecular function: 3'-5'-RNA exonuclease activity; RNA binding; polyribonucleotide nucleotidyltransferase activity. The transcript has 4 exons. Gene Ontology annotation, biological process: mitochondrial RNA 3'-end processing; mitochondrial mRNA catabolic process. NCBI's taxonomy places the organism in Eukaryota, Metazoa, Arthropoda, Insecta, Hymenoptera, Braconidae.